Messenger RNA from Hyalella azteca, 1014 nucleotides. RefSeq names its product A-kinase anchor protein 5-like. The transcript is spliced from 2 exons. The record is from RefSeq and is a predicted model, not a curated record. Bases 1 to 1014 code for a protein of 337 amino acids. Lineage: Eukaryota; Metazoa; Arthropoda; Malacostraca; Amphipoda; Hyalellidae.
AUGCGCCAGGUGAAGGCAGCACCAGAUGAAGGCAGCACCAGUUCACUCACUAGCCCACUAACUGGCCCACUCACUGGCCCACUCACUGGCCCACUCACUGGCCCAAUCACUGGCCCACUCACUGGCCACUCAAACAAGACAAAGCUGGGCGAGGCUGAAAAGGACAAGGUGGGGCUGGGCGAGGCUGGAAGGAACAAGGUGGGGCUGGGCGAGGCUGAAAGGAACAAGGUGGGGCUGGGCGAGGCUGAAAGGAACAAGGUGGGGCAGGGCGAGGCUGAAAGGAACAAGGUGGGGCAGGGCGAGGCUGAAUGGAACAAGGUGGGGCUGGGCGAGGCUGAAAGGAUUAGGGUGGGGCUGGGCGAGGCUGAAAAGAACAAGACGAAGCUGGGCGAGGCUGAAAAGAACAAAGUGGGGCUGGGCGAGGCUGAAAAGAACAAGGUGGGGCUGGGCGAGGCUGAAAGGAACAAGGUGGGGCUGGGCGAGGUUGAAAGGAACGAGGUGGGGCUGGGCGAGGCUGAAAAGAACAAGGUGGGGCUGGGCGAGGCUGAAAAGAACAAGGUGGGGCUGGGCGAGGCUGAAAGGAACAAGGUGGGGCAGGGCGAGGCUGAAAGGAACAAGGUGGGGCUGGGGGAGGCUGAAAGGAACAAGGUGGGGCAGGGCGAGGCUGAAAGGAACAUGGUUGGGCUGGGCGAGGCUGAAUGGAACAAGGUGGGGCAGGGCGAGGCUGAAUGGAACAAGUUGGGGCAGGGUGAGGCUGAAAGGAACAAGGUGGGGCUGGGCGAGGCUGAAAAAAGAAAGGUGGGGCUAGGUGAGGCUGAAAAGAACAAGGUGAGGCAGGGUGAAGCUGAAAGGAACAAGGUGAGGCAGGGUGAAGCUUUCGAAAGGAACAAGGUGGGGCUGGGCGAGGCUGAAAAGAACAGGGUGGGGCUGAGCGAGGCUGAAAAGAACAAGGUGGGGCUGGGCGAGGCUGAAAGGAACAAGGUGGGGCAGGGUGAGGGUGAAAGUAACAAGUAG